UACCAAGAAGCAGGUGGGAUACUUCAAAAAGGGCAACGGAUUCGUAAUGAUCACAUUGGCACAGUAUGCAGAUAUUCUGCUACACGCCAUCAAUGUGAAGGAAGGCGAAAUAUUGAAGGACUUAUUCGCAUUGGAAUUCUUUCAAGAUGGCAACAGACAAAACACAGACGGAAAAGCAAACGUUACCGAAGAAGCACUAAAAUCUGUGCCUGACGUUCGAGCACAAAGGUUACAAAGCGAUCUCCUGAAAUGUGAUGGCUUUCUAGGACCUCCUUGGCUGGAAAUUGCUACAAACCACUUCAUCGUAGCAACAAGGUUAUCCUUCUUGAGAACGUUUAGCGAUGUUAAUUGCGUUUCCGCCUUAUCUCCUCACAAAAUGGUGGAUCGAUUAGGAUGUACCGUUCAACAACUGAUAAAGGAAACAUGGACAGCAAUGAAUACGCUAAUUAUUGCUUUCCUACGGCUUUACUCUUCCUUACAGCAGGGAAGAUGGUGUUCGCCGACAUUGGUGAUGGUACUAUCGAAUUACCGACGAUUGUCUGUUUUGGCGGAUGAAAUAGAACAGAAAGCUUCUACCAUAUCGACCGGAAAAAGUGGAAAGCAAACUCAAACUCAUCUGGAAGAAUGCGCUAGACAGUUGAACAAAGCAUUCAGUGCUUGCAUUAGCGAUCGAUCUUCCGAAGAAGCUUUCAGCCGGAAAUGGGCAACAUACGAAAUCGUAGGACUGGUGUUUAGAGGCUACUUCAAAUUACGCUCUCUGGGCUUGUGCAGGAAUAUCUUGAGAGCGAUUGGUGCUGCUGAUCUACCUGAUUUUGAACGAUUCCCGAGAGCACAAAGAGUGACUUUCAAAUAUUACGUUGGUGUUUUGGCAUUUCUCAACGAAGAUUAUUCCAAAGCUGAAGUGGAUCUAGAUUAUGCCUUCAAACAAUGUCACAAGGAUGCACACCAUAAUCAAGAAAUGAUUCUGCGCUACCUUGUACCUUGUCGUCUUUUACGUGGCAUCGUCUCGAAUGAUUCGUUUCUCAGCACAUUCCCAAAACUUUCCACACUUUAUGGCGGAUUCAUCAAAGCUAUCAAAACUGGUGAUGUUCGUUCAUAUGAUACAAUUUUGGAGACACCUGUAAUGGAACGAGGUCUUGUGCAAAUUGGGACUUAUUUAGCCAUCGAAAGAGCCAGGGAAAUUUGUUUGAGAGGCUUGCUCAAACGUGUCUAUCUAAGUAAAGAUUGCAAUUCACGCAUUCCACUUAUGGACUUUCAUCAUGCUUUACGAUUCGUGGGUGUAGAAUUGGAAUUGUUGGAAACAGAAUGGUUGGUCGCAUCUCAAAUCGCAAAAGGGUACCUACGCGGAUACAUAUCCCAUUCACACAUGACCGCCGUCUUAUCCUCUCAAAAUCCCUUCCCGAAGCUCAAUACAAUAACAACUGUAACAUUAUCUUAAUGCUUUCAUCAAUGUGUACUAUGAAUAUUUAACAAAUUUCAAGCAGAAAAAGAAGGUAAUAAAUACAUAAAUUGUGGAUUGA
Meira miltonrushii is the source of this 1520-nucleotide messenger RNA. Its product is annotated as protein CSN12. The transcript has a single exon. The record is from RefSeq and is a predicted model, not a curated record. Gene Ontology annotation, cellular component: transcription export complex 2. The coding region runs from base 47 to 1438 and encodes 463 amino acids. Gene Ontology annotation, molecular function: double-stranded DNA binding; RNA binding. Gene Ontology annotation, biological process: transcription elongation by RNA polymerase II; post-transcriptional tethering of RNA polymerase II gene DNA at nuclear periphery; poly(A)+ mRNA export from nucleus. Lineage: Eukaryota; Fungi; Basidiomycota; Exobasidiomycetes; Exobasidiales; Brachybasidiaceae.